Molecule: messenger RNA, 723 nt
Organism: Micromonas commoda
Lineage: Eukaryota; Viridiplantae; Chlorophyta; Mamiellophyceae; Mamiellales; Mamiellaceae
Exons: 1
Coding region: 1-723 (240 amino acids)
Source: RefSeq, a predicted model, not a curated record
AUGGAUGUCAUGGCCUGCGAUGACAUCAGACAGUUCUUCUCCACGGACUUGUCAGGGAAGGCGCCGCUCGGAUUCGCAGCGUUCUUCUUCGAUGUUUUUUUGCUCCCUCCCGAACGAAGGCCCCAACGGUUUUGGGUCUGCGCCGAGGUCAGCAUCGUCAGUGGCGGACUAUUGCUCUUCUUCGCCUCGACGUUGGUGGAUAAUCAAGUCACCGACAAUCUCGGCAUCGCAGCCACGAGCAUCGCAUCUCUGGCUGUGCUGAUGUUGGUCGUGUCGAUAAUCUUUUCAACAGUGAGCGUGAUUGCAGUCUCGACUCCGGACCUGACCUCAGUGUAUGCCGGAUGUAAGAUAAUCGGGUGGGCAUUCUUAUUCAUCAAUAACGGGACGAUAUUGAGUUUCGUUGCGUUCGUGUUGAGCGGACUGGUCAAGGCGAACGGGGCGCUCGUCGGGUGGAUCGUUUGUGGCAUGGGUGUCGCACUAUUCGCCACGAUGAACAUUUUCUUUGGACUCACGCAUAUGGCGCUCCUUCCGCUGCCUCAUAUACACCAGCAGGGAUGGUAUCUCCAGGCGUUCGCGUGUAAUAUCGCUCUCAGCAACUACGUCAUGGGUAGGAAGAGCCUGCGGGAGGGCGCGGACAUUCAGCUCACCAAGAUGCUCGCGGGACCCAUACCCGAGGACCUUCGUGUGGUCCUCGACGGAGACGGAGACGCAAAGGUGGUGUGA